AUGAGCUCUUCUCCAACGAUAUGUGCAUCUCCAAACUUUGUAUUCCCCGCUACAUCCAACCCAUCGCCUUCUAAGGAAGAUACAUUUGAUUAUUUUAGUAUUGCUAGGACAGCACGUCAAAUUAGUUCUCAUCAGGUGAGAGCUUCUAGUAGCUCUUCCCAUUCUAAGGCUACAAACUCUAUCUCUUCCAUAGGCUCAGAUCAAACUGUGGUUACUGACUGUCCGAAAAGAGGACCUAUUUCAAGAAGAACUGAUUCUAUUAUGUCAACUGAUACCCUUAUAGAUGAAAACUCAAAGCAUACUGUUAGUUUAAAUCUGAAAAACUUGAUGAAUCUUUCUAUAUCAGCCGGAGGAAGUUUCUCCAAACAUAAUCAUAAUCAUUCUGUUAACUCUGAUCAACUGGUAUUUAGUGGCAAAUCAACUAGUAUGGAUGAACUGUUUGGUAAUCAAAGAAAUGCAACUUCUGCCAUGGAAACUUCAUUUAAUUUUGGUCUUAAUUCUGGAUCUACCCCUAAGAAAUAUAACACAAGACCACUGCCACAAGUACCCACUGAAGAAUUUACUUCAUUUCUGGCCACUAAUAUACCACUGGUUUUGAAACAAGACCCACCUAUACUUCGGAAACAACAGACACUCCCAUCCUUUAAUUUUUCUCAGGACUUCAAUAGCAUUCAACAGAAACAAAUGUUCAAAUUAAAAUAUAACCCCAAUUCUUCAUCUGUUUUGAAAAAAGAUUUGAAUGCCACACUUCCUGAAAAUGUGGUACCAUUGGUAUCAUCGAAACUUUCAACAAUGAUGGGACAGAACUCUAUUAAUGAUGAAUUGUUAAUCGUUGAUAUUAGACCAUUUAAUGAUUAUGUUAAGUCACAUAUUACAAACUCCAUUAAUGUUUGCCUCCCUUCGACUUUGUUGAAGAGACAAAACUUUAGAAUUGAUAAAUGUAUUAAUUCAUUACCAGAUUAUGAGAAAUCUGUUUUAACAAAAUUUAAUGAAAUGAAUUCAAUGGGGGAUCGUGAAACCCGUCCAAAUUUGGUUUUAUAUGAUAAUUAUUCCACUGGGUUGGGAGAUAAUAAUAGUCAAAACAUAUCCAAUAUGUGUCAAAAGUUUAUUCAGGAUUGGUCUAAUGUUAAUAUCUUUGUCUUACAAAAUGGGUAUCAAGAAUUUUCCACAAAUUUUGAAAACAAUAUUGACUUUGGAGUAUCAUGUAAGGAGAAUAAUUCAGAUUCAGAUUCGGGUGUGAAUUUAAAUUCCUCUAAUUCCAAUUCACAACCUAGAGCUAUGAGAACUUUAUCACUUGGGAAUAUUCCAUUGGGAGGAGGAUCUAGCAAUACUCCAGUACUUUCAAGGUUUGUACUUCCAGAAGCAAAGCCAGUCUUCAAAAUCCGCCAUAAUGAAGAGAUUGUUACGAAAGCUACCGAGAACUUCAAUGUCUUACUUGAUUAUAGAGGAUUAUCAACUACUGAACAAAAUAAAUUACCGGGAUGGGUAAAGAAGACAUCGAAUGAAAUUUGUGAUGAAUUUAAUUAUUUGGAAAAAUUGGAACAAAAUCGAUUGACAAAUGCAUUGAAUAUAAAUAAAGAGAAUCUUGAUAAUAGGAACCCAUUUAUAGAAGUUGAUUCAAUAACUUCACCACCUCCAACAAUCAGUUCAGGAAUUGAAUAUGGAUAUAAAAACAGAUAUAAGGAUAUAUUCCUUUAUGAACAUUCAAGAGUAAAACUUCGUGAUAUUGAAACUACGCAAAAGUGUGACUAUAUAAAUGCAUCAUAUAUUACUGGUGCAACCACCAAGUAUAUUGCCACUCAAGGUCCACUUUCACAAACUAUCGGAGAUUUUUGGAAAUGUGUCGUAAACGAAAAAGUUCCAAUAAUUAUUUCGUUAACAAGAGAAACAGAAAAUGGAAUUGUGAAAUGUUCUCCAUAUUGGAAUUCAGGAGAAUACAUGUCAAAUGAAAAUAAAGUUGAAGUUAAACUUUUAGAUUGUGAAACUGUUGUUACUGGAGAUACUCAUUCAAAUUCGAACACUUCACAAUCAAUUGUGUUGAGAAGUUUUGAAAUUAUUAUUGAUGAUAAAUAUAAACAUAAAGUUCUUCAAAUUCAUGUGUUAUCAUGGCCAGAUAUGGAAUUGAUUAUGAAUCCAAAAGAUUUACUUUCAAUUGUUUUAUUAAAGGAUUAUGUGAUGAAACUGAUCAAUUCGAAUGUCCCAGUGUUGGUCCAUUGCUCUGCUGGAUGUGGUAGAACAGGGGUCUUGUGUGCCACUGAUACAGUAAUUGAUACCAUUAACAAAAAUGAUGAAUUUAAUAUGGAUAAUUUAAUUUUUUCUACGGUUGAUCGGUUUAGAAAGCAAAGAGUUUCCAUGGUUCAAACAUUAAGACAAUAUGUUUUAAUUUAUGAUCUUGGGUUAAUCUUUUUGAGAAGCAAAUACUAUAAAGCUAAAGGAGGUGAUAUACCUGAAUCAUGUCAAUGGAAUAAUUUUAAUAAUAUGAAUAUUAUUAAUAAAUUCAUUGAAGAAUUCAAAACUAACGAAAGAAAAUGA
Molecule: messenger RNA, 2532 nt
Organism: [Candida] anglica
Lineage: Eukaryota; Fungi; Ascomycota; Pichiomycetes; Serinales; Debaryomycetaceae
Source: the annotation of a GenBank genome assembly